This is a messenger RNA of Saprolegnia parasitica CBS 223.65, 1745 nucleotides long. RefSeq lists its product as hypothetical. The record is from RefSeq and is a predicted model, not a curated record. The coding region runs from base 43 to 1668 and encodes 541 amino acids. Lineage: Eukaryota; Oomycota; Saprolegniomycetes; Saprolegniales; Saprolegniaceae. The transcript is spliced from 12 exons.
GCGCGACCGUUCGGCACGAGGAUCGAGUCGAGCACUGCUGCCAUGUCCGAGCCCGUAGACGCUACGGCCAAGGCCGCGCCGCCGCAGCCCGAGCGCGCGUCAAGCCUCAAGACGCGGCCGGCGUACAUUCGCACGACAGAGCGCGCGGCAGCGGGCUACUUGGACCCACGCAGUGCGACGGUCAAGAAGCCGAGCCCCACCAACGACGCGCUAUUGCGCGAGAGCUUGCAGGUGCAGGCAGAGCCAUCGACGUGCGUGACGUCUGCCACGACGCAGCUCAAAGUCCUCUGUCGUAAAUUCGCCGUGCUCUCGGAAAAAGUCAAGCAAGAAGCCAAGCUGCGAGAGGACGCGGAGCGAGAAAUCAAGCGGCUCAACACCAUCAUCGAUGGCAACACCAACAUGGUCGUCUCAUCCACACGGAGUGACACGCAGAUGUACAUUCGGUCGCUCCAGGAAGAGCUGGACCGAGUCAAAGAAGAGCUUGCGAUCACAAAAGACGAGCUCGCACAAGCGCAGAUGGACUUCAAGCCUCGGACAGCGUACGCCUACCAGUCGGACACGUCGCACGUUGUCGACCACCAUACCAAGUGGGACCGCGAGCAGAUGCAGAAGAUCCAGGACACGCUGUCGUGCACGAUCAACGAGCUCCAGGAAGAGCUCACAGCCAAGGACCACCAAGUCGAUGCGUUCCGAGAGACGAGCCGGCGGGACAAGGCCAAGAUCAAGGACUUGGAACACAUGCUGGAAGCGGUCGAGGAGCAAGCCCACGUGGCCAAAGAGACAACGGCCAAGGCCGCACAGGAGCUCCGCGACGCCGCCGCCCUCCAGUCGAGCGACCGUCACAAGUUGCACCUCGCACAAGAGACUGUCAAGGAAGAGCGAAACAUCAAGGAGGCCCUGCAGCAUCAGAUCGCGACGCUGCACCAAGUCAACGACGCGCUCCAGCGUCGUUGCGACACGCUCGUCCGGCGCCUCAAGCUCAAUUCAACCUUUGCGACCGAGGCGCAAACGCUCAAGCAGCAAGUGCUGGACGCGGAGCGGGACCACGAAGUGCUCGUCAAGACCAUUCGCGAGCUCAAGAACCAACACUUUGACCACGUGAGCGACCUCAAAGGCACGCUGCACGAGACCCAAGCGACCAACCAAGAGCUCUCCAAGCGUAUCCGCGAGCUCGAGACCGAGAUGCAAGCACUGCGAUCGCAAAACGCCAUCAUUUCAGACUACUCGGUGCACCGGGGCGCGACGCACCCGCUGCCGUACUCGUCGUCACGCACGAUGCCGCAAGCCAUGUCGGCGCCACUUGCCGCCGAAACCCACAGUCGAUACCGCCCGUCGCCCUUUGCUCCUGCGCUCGAACCACGCGCGCCGUCGCUGCUGACGGACGAUGGCUACCGACAACCACCAAUGCCUCAACAACCACAACAACAACAACGAGGGCCCGAGGCGAUCGAGUCGAGAGGCCCCGAGAACGAGCAGCCGCGGAGUAGUGCACCGACAAAAGGGCGUCCGGGCGCCGAGACGGACCACAGCAUCUUGCGCGCACUAAAACACCGCAACAAGCAGUUGCAGGAGCGGCUACAACAGGAAGCCGACGCCACGUACCAGCUCGAAGAAGAAAUCAACAUGAUCACGUCGGGCUACCACUCGCUCCUCCACAACGAAUCCUAGUUGCAACACUCUCGACUGUCGUCGUAGGUAUAGUAGAAGUAGUAGAUAUAUGGUUAUCGCUUGUCCGUCUAUGGAAG